Uranotaenia lowii is the source of this 4251-nucleotide messenger RNA. RefSeq lists its product as uncharacterized. The record is from RefSeq and is a predicted model, not a curated record. The transcript has 3 exons. Bases 1 to 4251 code for a protein of 1416 amino acids. Lineage: Eukaryota; Metazoa; Arthropoda; Insecta; Diptera; Culicidae. Gene Ontology annotation, molecular function: nucleic acid binding. Gene Ontology annotation, biological process: DNA integration.
AUGGCGACCAAUCAAAGUGGUGCACCCGGUGCAGGAGCGCAGCAGUCAACGCUCUCGGAUACGAUCGUGCAGAUCCUGGCCAAUCAACAAAAGCUGAUGGUCCAGCUUUCACAGCAGCUGUCCGCCACACAGGUAGCUAUCAACAAGCUGUCCCGCGACGAAACCGUACUCGAUUCACUGUCCAGCAACAUGGCGGAAUUCGUGUACGACAAAGAAACCGGGUACACAUUCGACGCGUGGUUUUCCCGCUACAGCGAUCUCUUCGAGAAAGACGCCAAUAAGCUGGAUGACGCGGCUAAAGUACGGCUCCUGCUACGGAAAAUGAGCCCGCCGGACCACGAGCGUUACAACAGUUUUAUUUUGCCAAAGCUGGCUCGUGAAUUUUCCUUCAGCGAAACGGUGGCAAAAUUAAAAUCGCUGUUUGGUGCGUCUGUUUCCAUCUUCCGUCGACGGUAUAAUUGCCUCCAGACAACCAAGGAGGACAGUGAGGAUUAUCUCGCCUACUCGUGCCGGGUGAACAAGUCCUGCGUCGACUUCAAACUAUCAGAACUCACCGAAGACCAGUUCAAAGUUCUGACGUUUGUGUGCGGCCUCAAAUCCAAACAAGACGCCGAAAUAAGGAUGCGGCUCAUCAAUAAGCUGAAUGAAUCAGCGGACCUCACACUCCAGCAAGUAGUUGAGCAGUGCAACAACCUCGUCAACCUCAAGAUGGACACUGUCAUGGUGGAAAAUCCGUCAGCUGUCAACUACGUUGCUCACAACCAGAGGCCCCGGCAUCUUUCAACCAGCGGCAGCACCUCCCACGAUCAGCCUAAAACACCCUGCUGGUCCUGCGGAGGAAUGCACUUCAGCAAAGAUUGCCGAUUCCGCGAUCACAAGUGCCGUGACUGCGGCAAGCAGGGUCAUCGAGAUGGGUACUGCGCCUGUUUUGCAUCAAAACCAUCAUCAAGCGCCUCGAGCAAGCAACAGCCGAAGAAAAACUUCAAGAAGAAGCGACAACACUCAGCGAAAAGAGUGACAGUCGGAAACAUCCGCCAGGGGCGGAAAUUCAUCGACGUCCGGGUCAACGGUGUUCCCCUCCGACUCCAGUUGGACACUGGGUCGGACAUCUCCAUAAUAUCGCACCAAUCAUGGGUCAAACUGGGUCGUCCGAAGGUUCAACCAGUUUCGUGUCGGGCAAAAACAGCGUCCGGAGAACCUCUGGAACUCGUUUCGGAGCUACACUGCAGCAUCACCCUCCAGAGCACCACCAGAGAGGGUAUCGACUUGAUGGACCAAUUCGGCUUGUGGAACCAGCCGAUUACAUCGUUCUGCAACCAAAUCUCCAGUCAGCCCACUCAAGACGUUACCGACCUCCGGGCACGUUUCCCCGACGUGUUCACCACCAAACCAGGCCUGUGCAACAAGACCCCGAUUCAGCUGGUGCUGAAAGCGAACCAAAAGCCGGUGUUCCGACCAAAAAGACCGGUGGCUUACAGCAUGGAGAGCGUCGUGGAGGAAGAGCUGAACCGGUUGGAAAGUCUCGACAUCAUCAAGAAAAUCGACUUUUCUGACUGGGCAGCCCCGAUAGUCGUCGUGCGGAAGCCAAACGGGACGGUCCGCAUAUGCGCGGAUUACUCCACCGGACUGAACGCUGCGCUAGAGCCAAAUUGCUACCCGCUGCCCCUGCCCGAGGACAUUUUUACGAAAAUGGCCAACUGUCGAUACUUCAGUCACAUCGACCUGUCCGACGCCUACCUCCAGGUGCCGGUCGAUGCAGCAAGCCAACCACUCCUUACCAUCAACACACACAAGGGUCUUUACCAGUUCACCAGAUUGUCGCCCGGCGUCAAAUCCGCUCCGGGGACCUUCCAGCAGUUGAUGGACGCCAUGCUCGCCGGUCUCGACUGCACCACUGGUUAUCUGGAUGACAUCCUGGUAGGGGGUCGAACUCAAGAAGAGCACCGCCGCAACCUACAACGUGUGCUCACUCGCCUGCAGGAAUUCGGAUUCACUGUCCGGAUUGAAAAAUGCAGCUUCAACAUGCGCCAGGUAAAAUACUUGGGCCAAAUCCUCGAUGGUGACGGAAUCCGACCAGACCCGGAGAAGGUGGCCGCCAUUGCCAACAUGCCACCCCCACACGACGUUCCGACGCUUCGGUCUUAUCUGGGUGCCAUAAAUUAUUAUGGCAAGUACGUGAAGGAGAUGCGCACUCUUCGUCAACCAAUGGAUCAGCUGCUCAAAGCGGGCACCAAAUUCGAGUGGUCAACAGCGUGCCAGAAAUCGUUCGAUCGCUUUCGGGAAUUGCUACAAUCGCCGUUGCUUCUGACGCACUACAACCCCAAAAUCGACAUCGUGGUGUCGGCGGAUGCGUCAUCGGUCGGGCUGGGAGCCCGCAUUGCCCAUAGGUUCCCCGACGGGUCAGUCAAAGCGAUCUGUCACGUGUCCCGUAGCCUCACUCAAGCCGAAAGCAACUACAGUCAAGUCGAGAAGGAAGGCUUGGCGCUGGUGUUCGGUGUUACGCGGUUUCAUCGGAUGCUGUUCGGUCGUCAUUUCAUCCUCGAGACCGACCACAAACCGCUUCUGCAGAUAUUCGGCUCUAAAAAAGGCAUUCCCAUCUACACCGCUAACAGGCUCCAGCGGUGGGCCCUUACUCUUCUUCUUUACGAUUUCGAGAUUCGGUACAUCUCCACCGAUAGCUUCGGUCACGCUGACGUUCUCUCCAGGCUCAUCAACAGUCACGUGCGACCAGAAGAAGAGCACGUAAUCGCCAGUCUAGAGUUAGAAAAAAGCGUUCGCACCGUAGUCGACGAGUCACUUCAAGCUUUCCCGCUCUCCUUCAAGGCAGUUCAGAGCGAGACCAAAAGCGACACCAGUUUGCAGCAAGUGAUUCGCUUUGUCAACGAAGGCUGGCCGACCAAGAAAACCAGUAUCACCGAUCCCGGAAUUCAACAAUUUUUCCAACGUCGAGAGUGUCUCUCCGUUGUCACCGGUUGCCUACUUUAUGGUGAAAGAUUGGUCAUCCCGCCAAGGUUCCGGAAGCGCGUUCUCCAACAACUCCACAAAGGGCACCCCGGAGUUGAACGAAUGCGCUCUUUGGCUCGUCGUUAUGUAUACUGGCCUAAUGUCGACGACGAAGUAGCGAACCUCGUCCGUUCAUGCAACGAAUGUGCCAGCGUAGCCAAGACCGACCGGAAGACUACCAUGGAAUCCUGGCCAACACCGGAGAAACCGUGGCAGCGGUUACAUCUGGAUUACGCCGGUCCGCUGGAUGGGAACUAUUUUCUCAUUCUGGUGGAUUCAUUCACAAAAUGGCCGGAAGUAGUACGAACCAAGGACAUCACCACCGCAACCACCUUGCGAAUCCUUCGUGGAAUCUUCGCGAGAUACGGUCAACCGGAAACGCUCGUUACAGACAACGGGACGCAGCUCACCAGCGACCGGUUCGAAUCGUACUGCGACACACACGGCAUCGUUCACCUCAAGACAGCACCAUUCCACCCGCAAUCCAAUGGAUUAGCAGAGAGGUUUGUCGACACUUUUAAACGGUCGCUCAAGAAAAUCACCGCAGGGGGGGAAACCCUCGACGAAGCCAUCGACACUUUUCUGCUGUGCUACAGGACCACACCGUGUCGCAGCGCUCCUGGCGGGAAAUCUCCUGCCGAGAUGAUGUACAACCGGAACAUCCGUACGUCCCUGGAAUUACUUCGCCCGCCUACGCCGUGUCACAAAUUGCCAAGUACCGACCAGGAAGAACAAUUCAAUCGCAAACACGGCGCGAAAGCUCGCACCUACGAUCCUCAAGAUCUCGUCUGGGCUAAGGUCUACGCCUUCAACAAAUGGACCUGGCAGCCUGGAAUGGUCAUCGAGCGCAUCGGUCGGGUGAUGUAUAACAUCUGGCUACCAUCCAAACAAAACCUCAUCCGAUCCCACUGCAACCAACUGCGGACUCGGUACGAAGCUGGAAAGGAAGCAAAUUCGGAAGCAAUACCGGAAACAACUCAAUCGAACUGCCGGCCCAACUCCAAGAAAUGCUACAACCAUCGAAUGAUCGUCGACGUCAACGAACUCCCCUUAGCAACCAACGUCAAGAACCGAUUCUUACUCGCCAGUCUUCGAGAAUGCGAAGACAGCCAGCGAGGUACGAUCCGUACCAUCUUUAUUAAAACGGGGGAGGUGUUGGGAGGACAACUCACCAACCGUCAAAUGACGGCACAAUUUACCAGUGGGCCUCUACAGCUGACGGCUGUCAGCCUGACAGAUGCCGCCUGA